CCGGGGCGCCCCGCGAGCCCACCGACCCAGCAGCCCGCACCGGAGGAGGAGCGAGGCGGCGGCGGCGGCGGAGGCGCCCGGCUCGGCCCGCUGGACGGUGGCGGAGGAGGCGGCGGGGUUGGUGGCGCUGGGGGGGGGGGGGCGACUGAGGAGGCGCCAGGAUGCCCCGCGGGUUCCUGGUGAAGCGCAGCCGCCGCCCCGCGCCCCUCUCCUACCGCGCCCGCUGCUGCUGCCCGCAGCCCGGAGGGGACCCCCCGCAGCUGCUGGGCUUCCUGGGCCCGCCGGCCGGCCCGCCCCCGUCCUGCUGCCCGCCGUCCUUCGGCACCCCCGACGGCCCCGCCGCGCCCGCCGCCGCCCUGCACAGCCCCGCCGCGCGCGCCCUCCUGGGCAGCCAGGGCCCGGCCCUCCUCCGCUCGCCCGCCUCCGCCGAGUCCUUCCCGGCGCCUGAGCCGCCGCCGCUGCUGCCCCCGCCGCCCGCCGCGCUCGGCCCCGCCGGGGAGCUCCGUCUCUGGGCCGCCGCCACCCCGGGCCCGCCGCCGCCGCCCCCGCCCGCCUCCACGCGCAGCAGCCCGGCCUGCAAGCGGCCCCCGGGGGCCAGGAAGGCCAAGGCGGCGCGCAGGCUCCACUUCGCCGACGAGGUGACCACGUCCCCGGUGCUGGGGCUGCGCAUCAAGGACGAGCGGGAGGACGACGGCGGACCCGCCCCGCCCGACGGCGCCCCCGCCCCGCAGCAGCAGCAACAGCCGCCCUCCGGAGCAGCAGCGGGAUCGGGGCCGCCUUUGCCCGCCGCGCCGCCUUUGCCGCCGCCGCCGCCGCUGGGCGAGUUCAUCUGCCAGCUGUGCAAGGAGCGCUACGCGGACCCGCUGGGCCUGGCGCAGCACCGCUGCUCGCGGAUCGUGCGCGUCGAGUACCGCUGCCCCGAGUGCGACAAGCUCUUCAGCUGCCCCGCCAACCUGGCCUCGCACCGCCGCUGGCACAAGCCCCGCCCGCCCAAGGAGCCGCCCGCCCCGACGCCGCCGGACCCGCGCCGCCCGCCCAGCCCCGAGGAGCCCCGGCCGGUAGACCUGGCCUGCCCGCGCGGCCCCAAGCCCCGACGGCGCCCCCACGCCGCCGCCGCCGCCGCCCCGCGCAAGCCCCUGCAGCCGCCGACCCAGGCAGCGCCGGAGGAGGAAGAAGAGGAGGAGGAGGCGUCGGGCGAGGGGGGCCACCCGUGCCCGGUGUGCGGCGAGGCCUUUGCCAGCCCGAGCGGCCAAGAGCGGCACCUGCGCCUCCUCCACGCCGCCGCCGCCGGCUCCGCGCAGCCUUUCCCGUGCAAGCACUGCGCCGCCACCUUCUACAGCUCGCCCGGCCUGACGCGCCACAUCAACAAGUGCCACCCGUCCGAGAACCGCCAGGUCGUCCUGCUCCAGCUGCCCCUGCGGCCCGCCUGCUAGGCACGGACUCGGCGCCCCGCGGGUUCGAGCCCCCCGCGCCCCACUUCGAUUAGCUUUACCAGGCGCUGCGGAGCGCCGCCCGCACAGCCGCCCAUGCCUUGACUUGCGCGUCGCUCUCGCCCGCGACGGGGGGACGAGACGACGACGACGACGACGACGCUGCAGCAGCUGCCUUAAUGCCCGGAGGGAGGGAGGAAGGGGCCGCCCGCUCGGAAGGAGACCCCCCACCCCCCACCCCCCCCCCCGGUCGACGCUUUAGGUGUACCUGUUGGGUUAUUUAUUGGUUAUUUAUUCUUAUUCUUAUUGAUGAUGAUGAUGAUGAUUCGGGUGUUCCUUUUGUGUUCGACGUGCUUGGCCUCUCCGGCCCUCCUGCCUUCCUGCCCGCCGCGCGUUCGGGGACCCUUUUUCUUUGUCCCCUCCUCCCUCCCCAAGGGGGCCAGCCGAGAAGGGUCGCCCUUUUCCUGCCUAGAACAAGAAGCAGGCCCCCAACGCCGGCCCUGCGAGGCAGGCCGCCUUUUUCUACACACAUUAUUUUCUUACUUACCUGUGAGCUCUUUCUAGGUGCUUCAUAGAACUGUUUUGAGCUGUAUGACGAUUUCCUAUUCAAAUAAACAUAUUUUCCAAGGCAAAA
Molecule: messenger RNA, 2064 nt
Organism: Sphaerodactylus townsendi
Lineage: Eukaryota; Metazoa; Chordata; Lepidosauria; Squamata; Sphaerodactylidae
Gene: INSM1
Product: INSM transcriptional repressor 1
Exons: 1
Coding region: 162-1433 (423 amino acids)
Biological process (GO): negative regulation of transcription by RNA polymerase II; regulation of cell cycle process; neuron differentiation
Cellular component (GO): transcription repressor complex; nucleus
Molecular function (GO): DNA-binding transcription repressor activity, RNA polymerase II-specific; RNA polymerase II cis-regulatory region sequence-specific DNA binding
Source: RefSeq, a predicted model, not a curated record